This is a messenger RNA of Ostreobium quekettii, 732 nucleotides long. The record is from the annotation of a GenBank genome assembly. NCBI's taxonomy places the organism in Eukaryota, Viridiplantae, Chlorophyta, Ulvophyceae, Bryopsidales, Ostreobiaceae.
AUGCCAGGCGUGAAUGGGGCGUUGCUUGCGGAUGGUUCCCGCGAGCAGGGGAACUUGACCCCGAACCCCGACCCCGAUGCCCUUGACCCCGAUGCCUGCAUGGUCGCGAAGUGCAUUGAAGCGCAUUGGCGCAGCGUCGCACGCUGCGUCCAGGGAAAUUACCUUGGGCAUUUAUGGCCGCUGCUCGAUCACAUGGCGAGGCUGCUGAGGCGCGGGUUGGCUCGUCCUGCAGGCCUGCGCUGCCGGUGCCACGAGCAGGGGCCCGCCGAGCGCGGGGAGGCCAGCCGGCGGAAUGUGCUGCUGGGCGCGCCGCUGGUGGCCGCCGGCGCCGCCCUGGCCGGCGACGCGCGCGCGGAGGACCUGCCGGACUACCUGAGCACCGACGAUGUGGCCAACCGGUGCCCGGAGUGCGCUGGCACGGGCGUCGUGCUCUGUGACAUGUGUGGUGGCACUGGCAAGUGGCGGGCCUUGAGCCGCAAGCGCGCCAAAGACUCGUACGAGUUUGUGGAGUGCCCACAGUGUUUCGGCAGGGGGGCGCUCGUCUGCGGCCAUUGUUUCGGUACAGGUCUCAGGAAUGUAAAGGGACUUCUCAGGAGGCCAGAAGCCAGCCUGAUGGUGCAAAGAAUGCAGCAUGGAGAAAUCAAGCCAGGCGAGGUUAAGGGUCUGCUUCGCAAGGGCUACGAGGAGAUGAAGCAACGGGAGAUGCAAGAGGCGGCGAAACAAACGGAUUGA